UUUUUUUUUUUUUUUUUUUCCCCUCCCUCUUCUUCCGCGACGGUGGUGAGAGCAUCCGAGUUGGUCGAGGGGGGGCGGCCGGUGGGAGGAGGCAGAGAGACCGCAGCUGCCACACCGCACUGCCUCUUUUGACAGGCGCGAGAGGAGCGAAGCAAGCUCGCCGCUCAUGUCUACGGAUCCGUGUGAAGGUCGGGACCCCGUCGGGGAGCAAGCAGACGUCCGGACCGGACCGCCGGACGUCACCCCCGUGGUGUCUGUCGCCGAAUAUUACGCCGGCAAGAACGUGCUCAUCACGGGGGCCACCGGCUUCAUGGGCAAAGUUCUGGUGGAGAAGCUGCUCCGGUGCUGCCCGGAGGUGCGGGCGCUCUUCCUGCUGGUGCGACCCAAAGCCGGCCAGUCCAUGCAGCAGCGGGUCGACGACAUGAUGAAGUGCAAGGUCUUCGACCGCGUGCGGGAGGACGACCCGGGCUUCCACCGGAAGAUCGUACCCGUCAGCAGCGAGCUGACGCAGCCGGGCCUCGCCAUCAGCCCCGAGGACGCCGACAAGCUGGCCGCCUGCGUCAACAUCGUCUUCCACUGCGCCGCCACCAUCCGCUUCGACGAGUCGCUCAAACACGCCGUGCAGCUCAACGUGAUCGCCACGCAGAAGCUCCUCGGCCUGGCCCAGCGCAUGCGCCACCUGGAAGCCUUCAUCCACAUCUCCACCGCCUAUGCAAACUGCAACCGCAAGCACAUCGACGAGGUCAUCUACCCGCCGCCCGUCGAGCCCCGCAAGCUCAUCGAGUCCCUCGAGUGGCUGGACGACAGCAUCGUGCAGGACAUCACGCCGCGCCUCAUCGGCGAUCGGCCCAACACGUACACGUACACCAAAGCGCUGGCCGAGUGCGUGGUGGAACAGAAGCAGGACAAGCUAAAUAUCGGCAUCAUCCGGCCGUCCAUCGUGGGGGCCAGCUGGCAGGAGCCCUUCCCGGGCUGGAUCGACAACUUCAACGGACCGAGCGGCGUCUUUAUUGCCGCCGGCAAAGGAAUCCUGCGCACCAUGUGGGCCAACAACGACGCCGUGGCCGACCUGAUCCCCGUGGACGUGGUCAUCAACCUCACGCUGGCAGCGGGCUGGUACACGGCCGUGCACAAACCUAAAACGGCUCUGGUGUACAACUGCACGACCGGCGGCAUCAACCCGUUCCACUGGGGCGAGAUAGAGCACCACGUGAUGUCGUCGUUCAAGAGGAACCCCCUGGAGCAGGCCUUCCGCCGGCCCAAAGUCAACAUCACGUCCAACUAUCUCAUCUACCAGUACUGGAUCCUGGUCAGCCACAAGUUCCCCGCCCUGCUCUACGACCUCGUCCUGCGCCUGUCCGGCCAGAAGCCGCAGAUGAUGCGCAUCUUCAAUCGGCUCCACAAGGCCAUUGGCCUGCUGGAGUACUUCAGCACCCAGGAUUGGGAGUGGAACUCGGAGAAUAUUAGCAUGCUGAUGGCGCAGCUGAGCCCGGAGGACCGCAAGACUUUCAACUUUGACGUGCGCCAGCUCAACUGGCCCGAGUACAUCGAGAACUACUGCAUCGGCACCAAGAAGUACGUUCUGAACGAGGACAUGUCCGACAUUCCCGCCGCCAGGCAGCACCUGAGGAAAUUGAGGAACAUCCGCUACACCUUCAACACGGUGCUGGUGGUCUUCAUCUGGAGGGUCUUCAUAGCUCGCUCGCAGAUGGCGCGCAACAUCUGGUACUUUGUGGUCAGCCUGUGUUUCAAGUUCCUGUCCUACUUCCGCGCGUCCAGCACCCUGACCAACUGACGCCGCUUCCUCGGCGGGACUCGUAGGGGACGACGCGGGUGCGCCAGCCAUGAGCGUCCACAAAACCCGUCCACCCACAAAGUGUCAUUGAUUCUUGUUUUCCUUCUCUUAAUAUAUGCAACAGUACGCCUUUUUCCUCGCCGCCGCCAUUCUGCAUACUUGCCUUCUGCUUCUGUUACUUGAAACUCGACGUCGAGUCGAGGAACUUUUCUUUUGUGGGACAUUCGAAUCUUGGUGGAUAUCUGCAGGUCUUCUAUAUCGCGUACCUACUGCCUUUUUGAAGAUGACAACACGGAAAAUUUGACUUUUUUUCAUCAUCCCCCAAAACCGAUCUGCCGUCUUUCCUGCUGUUUUGAGCAUGUGUCCACACCCCCUUUUUUCUCCUCUUUGUACUGACAAUGAGUUUACUACUUUUUCAUCUUUGUACACAAAGCUUAGCGCAGGGGACCUCAGCAGCGUAUUAUAUACAAAAGAAAGAGGGGUUCAUUUGGUGAGCCCAGCUUUUCCCAAGACAAACACACACAGAUUGUUACAAAGUCAGAUCUGCUUCCUUAAAGUAGGGAAAUAUUAGCGUUAAAAAGAAAUGAACAUAAUGUAUUGUGCUAAUACGUUUCACUAGUUCAAUAGGGAAAGGAUCAAGGGGAAAAGUCCGAUGUCUAAGAUUUGAGUCAUGUGGAAUGACAAGCUUGUGUUUGGUGUGAGAAAAGCAAAGGGGGAUGAGUAUUCGCCCCUGAGGGACACCAUUGUGAAUGAUUUUGUGUGAGAAAAUCGAAGAGGGACUCUUACAAGUCCCUGAAGAACAUCUUAAUUUUGAUUGCUUUUGUGGGAAAAUAGCAAAAUGGUCUAAAGCCACCGUCAAUUUCAAUGGUUUUGUGGUAGAAAAUCUAAGAUUUAAGUAUUCAUUGCUAAGGGACACCUUCAAAGAAUGCUUCUGUAUGAGUAAACAAAAGGGGCUAAGUACCAAUCCCUGAGUGACACCUUCAGACCCGUUUUUAAACUUAACUGACAAGGUUUAGUUUCAAAACUUGGACAGGACCUACCGCUGUUCUUUUGAGUUAUUCCUUUGUACGUGUUCUUAAUUUGAAAGAUGUGUAAAUAGUUAUUCUUAUAAACUACCAAAAAAUCAUUUGGGACGUGUUCUAAUCAUGUCUUACUAUACGCAAACAGUGUUGUUGACUCAACGCAUAACAGCGACGAGCCAUUAUGAGUAAGAGAAAGGAAGAGAAAAAGGGACAAAAGCAAAAAAUUAUGCAACAUCUAUUUCUGUGUUAUGAUGUGAGCGCCCUCUUCAUUUUCCAAAGAGGAUUAUGAGCCAAAAUGUCGUCGGAGGAGCGCAGAAGGCCAAACUACUGUUAACGACGACUGACUCGAAACAUGACCAAUGACUUCAUCGGACUCCAUCAAGAUGUCAUAUUCACCAGCGUCUGUUGUUACAUGCUUCAUUCAGUGUGAAAUAAACCAGACGAGAGUGCGCA
This is a messenger RNA of Phyllopteryx taeniolatus (common seadragon), 3270 nucleotides long. Its product is annotated as fatty acyl-CoA reductase 1. The transcript is spliced from 12 exons. Gene Ontology annotation, molecular function: alcohol-forming very long-chain fatty acyl-CoA reductase (NADP+) activity. The record is from RefSeq and is a predicted model, not a curated record. Bases 167 to 1795 code for a protein of 542 amino acids. NCBI's taxonomy places the organism in Eukaryota, Metazoa, Chordata, Actinopteri, Syngnathiformes, Syngnathidae. Gene Ontology annotation, biological process: long-chain fatty-acyl-CoA metabolic process. Gene Ontology annotation, cellular component: peroxisome.